This is a messenger RNA of Punica granatum (pomegranate), 1107 nucleotides long. The record is from RefSeq and is a predicted model, not a curated record. Lineage: Eukaryota; Viridiplantae; Streptophyta; Magnoliopsida; Myrtales; Lythraceae.
GUCCUCUCUGCUCUCUCUGUCUGUCUCUCCCUCUCUCCCAAGAUCUUCUCUCUCUCUCUCUCUCUCUCUCUCUCUCCCCCCCCUCCAAUCAGUUCCUUCUUCUGAUAAUCGACAUUCCGUUGAUGUAAUGCAAUCAACCGUUCAUGCCAUAGCCCAGUAAUCCAAAUCGUCAUCAGCUCCCUCCUUGCUCAGAAUUCUCAAUUGGUCGUCAAUCGGGGGAGGGUUUCAAUCGAAAAUGGGCAAGAAUCAAGCUUACAAAGCUAUGCAGAGAGCUCGCGUCGGCUCGAGCUCAGCUGUCCCCGACCAGAUCGAAGACGGCAUGGUUCAUCUGAAACAGAGGAUGUGCAGUUUAAAUUCACCCAGACAUGCCUCAUGGUGGAUGGUUCCUUUCAUUCACCAGCGUGGCAUGCUGCUCGAUUGGCAAGUCUUAACACUUCUCAUACGGUUACCUGGGAAGAGUUCAAGAGGAAGCAGAAGGAAGAUGAAAUGAAGAAAGGAGAACUGGAAAAAGACACAGAUCGAAUGAUGAGAGAGUAUAGAGCACAACUGGAUGCUGAAAGAGCUCGCAAGCUUGCUCAAGGGAGAAACCAUUCUAGUAGUAAAUCAAAGCACAAAAAGGAUCGGAGAGAGAGAGAUUCAAAGAAACGCAGUAGCAAAAGAAAGAGAUCUAGUAGGGACUCGUCUGAAUCUAGCUCCUCCAGUUCAUCCUCUGAUUAUUCGAGUUCCGAUGAAGAUGAGAGUGAAAGGAAGAGGUCAAAGUCAAAGUCUAGAAGAAAGAAGGACAAGAAGCACAGGAAAAGAAAGCAUAGUAGCAGCAGCAGCAGCGCUGAGGAAGGGAGAGAUGGCCCCGUACCGCUCUCCCGAUUCUUUGAGAGUGCGAAGAAGUAGUUCCUUUUCCUAUUCUUAGUACACUCAUUCUCAUAAGAAGAUUAUCCUCUCAGACAAGUAGAUCGAGCAAAUUGCUGACCCGCGUUUUAUUGCGUUGUAGUUCUAUUCACAGUUCAGUGAGCUCCUAAAGAUAAUGUAUGUUUCCAUCUCUUUCCUUUGAAUAUAUUUCAGGAUGGUUAGCUGAGUAUUAAGGUAAAGAGCGCAUUGUUGUUGACUGUA